Messenger RNA from Terrapene triunguis (Three-toed box turtle), 1425 nucleotides. It is a transcript of the gene NEURL1, whose product is annotated as neuralized E3 ubiquitin protein ligase 1. The transcript has 4 exons. NCBI's taxonomy places the organism in Eukaryota, Metazoa, Chordata, Testudines, Emydidae. Bases 106 to 1425 code for a protein of 439 amino acids. Gene Ontology annotation, molecular function: ubiquitin protein ligase activity. The record is from RefSeq and is a predicted model, not a curated record. Gene Ontology annotation, cellular component: postsynaptic density; plasma membrane. Gene Ontology annotation, biological process: negative regulation of Notch signaling pathway; nervous system development.
UGUGUCUGUGCCUGUGCAUGCUGAUAAUGACUGAAUGUGCGGACUUCUACAUCACUGCUCAGUGAGAAAGGGACUGCAAGGUAGCCAGCCACCUUGCGCAGUACUAUGGGGGGACAGAUAACAAGAAACACUCUAUACGACUCUAUAGGUGGACCCUUUCCGGCUUCCUCUCACCGAUGCCACCACAAGCAGAAGCAUUGUCUGCCCAUCACGCAGUGCGGAGCUUUGUCGAUCAGCCCGCUGCUUUUCCAUCCCCACGCCAAGGGGUCCCAGAUCAUCAUGGACAUGGCACAGAAGGCAGUGAAGCGGCAGGCCAGCUUCUGCAACGCCAUCACCUUCAGCAACAGGCCUAUCGUGAUCUACGAGCAGGUCAGGUUAAAGAUAACAAAGAAGCAGUGUUGCUGGAGUGGGGCUCUCCGACUCGGAUUUACUUCCAAGGAUCCCUCCCGGAUUAAUCCUGACACAUUGCCAAAGUACGCUUGCCCGGACUUGGUUUCCCAGAGUGGAUUCUGGGCCAAAGCCCUGCCAGAAGAGUUUGCAAAUGAAGGAAACAUCAUAGCAUUCUGGGUGGACAAAAAGGGCCGGGUGUUUUAUCGGGUCAAUGACUCUGCUGCGAUGUUGUUCUUCAGUGGGGUGAGGAUCACGGAACCCCUGUGGGCUUUGAUUGACGUGUACGGACUCACCCGGGGGGUGCAGCUAUUAGACAGUGAAAUUAUUCCUCCCGACUGCCUGCGUCCGAGAUCUUUCACUGCAAUUCGCCGGCCCUCGCUGCGCAGGGAGACAGAGGACACCCGGCUCUCCGUGAGCCUCUGCGACCUCAACCUCCAGGAAGAGAACUUCCAUGUGCUGGCCACCAUGUGUCCCAUCCCUCAGAACUCCCUCAAUUCUCAGCAUUCCCAUCUCUUCCCAUCCCAGCUCGAAAGUGACCUCCGCUUCCACCAGCUCAGGGGAGCCCAUGUCAAAAUCCUGGACGACCAAACUGUGGCCCGGCUGGAACAUGCCCGGGAAGAGAGGACUUUGGUUUUCACCAGCAGACCCCUUAGAAUCAAUGAAACCAUUUUUGUUAAAAUUAACAAAUCAAAUGCCUCCCGCUCCGGCACACUGUCAUACGGAGUGACCUCUUGUGACCCUAGUACUCUGAGGCCCAGUGACCUUCCUUAUAACCCAGAGUCGUUGGUUGACAGGAAGGAAUUCUGGGCAGUCUGUAGAGUCUUGGUGCCCCUCCAGAGUGGAGAUAUCUUGGGGUUUAUGGUGAAUUCAGAAGGCGAACUGCAUUUGAGUCAUAAUGGUGCCAGCGCCGGCAUGCAGGUCUGCGUGGACUGUUCCCAGCCCCUCUGGAUGUUCUUUGGUUUACAUGGAGCAGUUAUGCAAAUUCGAGUAUUGGGUAUGUUUGUCUAUUUUAAAAUUUCACGCGAAAAAUAUUGA